CAGUCGUGUAAUAGUAGAUAUUCUAAAAUCUACUAUCAUGACAAAAAUUAAUUCAGUGUCAUGCGUACUAUAGUUAAGUCCCACUCGUACUUUACUACUGUUUAGUGUUUAAUGUUUAUAUUUUUGCUAUACACAAAAUACACAAGUCGAUGAGCAUUAAGAAACAAUUUUUAUUUACUCAAUUUUGUUUUGACAAAAUUAGUUUGUACUCAUUUUUUAUUUUUUAAUGAAAUAAGUUUUCGAAUUAAGUUUUAAUAGGUUUUAUUCAGUAUGGGUGUACCAAAGUUUUUCCGUUACAUGAGUGAACGCUAUCCCUGCCUCAGUGAGCUUGUUAAAGAUUAUCAGAUUCCAGAGUUUGAUAAUCUUUACUUGGAUAUGAAUGGUAUUAUUCAUAAUUGUUCACAUCCAAAUGACGAUGAUCCUCAUUUUCGUAUAUCUGAAGAGACUAUUGUUAAAAAUAUUUUCCACUAUUUAGAGGUAUUAUUUCAAAUGAUUCAACCACAAAAAUUAUUCUUUAUGGCUAUUGAUGGAGUUGCUCCUCGAGCAAAAAUGAAUCAACAACGUGGCCGACGUUUUCGAUCAGCCCAUACAGCUGCUGAACAAAUGAAACAAGCGAUUUCCAGAGGUGAAACGUUACCUUCAGAAGAACGCUUUGAUUCUAAUUGUAUUACACCAGGUACCCCAUUUAUGGUACGCUUGCAAAAUGAGCUUGAAUAUUUUGUUGCCGAAAAAAUGUCCAACGACCCAUUAUGGACUAAGGUUCAGGUGAUAUUAUCUGGACACCAGGUUCCUGGUGAAGGAGAACAUAAAAUUAUGGAUUACAUUAGAUAUAUAAAGUCUCGUCCAGGGUAUAACCCUCAUACAAGACACUGUCUCUAUGGUUUGGAUGCAGAUUUAAUAAUGUUGGGACUAUGCACACAUGAACCAUAUUUUUCAUUGCUUAGGGAAGAGGUCAAAUUUGGACGUAAAGCAAAAAAAGAAAUAUCUGUAGAUGAAACACAAUUUUUUCUUCUACAUUUAUCAUUAAUGAGAGAUUAUCUUGGAUUAGAAUUUCAAGAACUGAAAGAGACAUUACCUUUUGAAUAUGAUUUGGAGUCUAUUAUUGAUGAUUGGGUAUUGAUGGGUUUUCUAGUUGGUAAUGAUUUUAUUCCACAUCUACCUGAUCUUCAUAUUUCAAAAGGAGCAUUGCCAAUAUUAUACAGAGUUUAUAUGGAUGUUCUACCUAAAGUAGAAGGCUAUUUGAACGAACAAGGUACAUUAAACCUAAAGCGGUUUCAAAAAUUUAUGGAAACUUUGGCUAAUUUUGAUUAUGAUCAAUUUAGAGAUACAUAUGCUGAUAUAAAAUUUUUAGAAGGCAAACGUUCUGCAAAUACUACAACUUCUAAUAAAAUUAAUAACGAUCCUGCUUACAAAGAUGAAUUAGCUGCAUUAAUAAAAGACACAGAUAGAAUUCUUUUGAGUGAUGAUGACGAAGAAGAUGAGUUUGAAGAAACUGAAGAUGAAUCCAUUAUGGCUGAAUUUACUUUGCAUAAAGAAAAUUAUUAUAAAAACAAACUUGAUUACAAUGUUGUUACAGAUGAUGUAAUGCGUUCACAAGCUGAAGGAUAUAUCAGGGCAUUGCAAUGGAAUCUAAAUUAUUAUUAUAAUGGUUGUUGCUCGUGGUCUUGGUAUUAUCCACAUCAUUAUGCCCCAUAUAUAUCUGACAUUAAGGGUUUUGAAAAUCUUAAAAUAGAAUUUGAUUUGGGUCAACCAUUUUUGCCAUAUGAACAGCUGUUAGCAGUAUUGCCAUCACUUAGUAAAGAAUUGUUACCUAAACCUUUUCAAGAUUUAAUGACUGAAGAAGCUAGUCCUAUAAGAUUAUAUUAUCCUGAAAAAUUUGAAACCGAUCUUAAUGGCAAACAACAUGAAUGGGAAGCAAUUGUACUAAUCCCUUUUAUUGACGAAGAAAUUUUAAUUAAAUCUAUAAAAAUGGUUGAACAUAAAUUAACAGCAGAUGAGAAAAGUAGAAAUACUCAUGGUCCCAUGCAUCUUUUUAUGUAUACAAAGAAAAAUCUUGGUACGGGUUCGAUUUCAAAAUAUUUUCCAUCAAUCGAAGAGAGUCAUGCCGAAAAAAUAGCUAUAAACCGUGAAGAUAUUUUUGUUGACAUAGGUGAUCUAGUUAAAGGCUUAUAUCCAGGUUUACAAAUGGAUGUUUACCAUGUUGGAUUUCCAUCACUUCAUCUUAUUCCAAUUACAGCACAAUUACAAAGGCGUAAUGUAAAAGUAUUUCAAUCGCCUAGUUUGGGUGAAAAUAUGAUAAUAAAAAUUGAUAAUAAAGAUGAAAAUGAUAAUGAAAGUAUACAACAUAUUGCUAAGGAAUUGCUUGGAAAUACUCUUUAUGUUAAUUGGCCUCACCUUGAAGAAAUUAAGGUUACUGCUGUUUCAAAUACAACAGUAAAAUUAUCAUUUAAUGAGGAUGAACAAUUGGUAGUACGAGAAAUGAAUGAAUCAGAUAUACAAGAGUUUAAUCUACUGGCCCAAGGCAUUGCUAAGAUGUUUAUUACAACACGUGGUAUUGAUAUUGGUAAGACUCAUGUAUUAUUGCGUGGUCAAACUUUAAAAGGAACCAAAUAUGUGCCAAGGCAGGAUGGAAGUGGAGUUGAUCUUAUAAAAGUUUGGAAUGAUAUUUCAUCAACAAUUGCCUAUCAAACAUCCAUACCUGGCUUGGAAGUAAUUGAUCCAAGUUUGAAGGAAAGUUAUUUUACUCUGGAAAAAUACUUUCCUCUGGGUAGUAAAGUGUUUGUGCUGGAUGCUCCGUUUUAUGGUUGUCAAGCAGAUGUUCUCGGAGGUUUUAUAUCUUCACGAGUUAAGAUUAAUAUAAUACUUGAACCAGAACCAUACAUUCAUGAUUUGAAAGAACGUCUAGAAUCUGUUUCUACAGAACUUUUUUAUGCUAAUACUGCAGCAUCUAAACUUUCAAUUAAUUCACAUUUACUUGCUAAAAUUACUGGAACAAUAUUCUUAGCAGUUGAAACAUAUGAAGACAGGAAUGAAAAAAAAAUAAAUAUUGGAAUGAACCUUAAAUCAAAUAAACGAAAUGAAGAAGUUGUUGGAUUUACAAAAAAAUUUGAGAAUGUUUGGAUGUAUUCACAAAAAACGAUAGAUUUGUUAAGUGAGUAUAUUCGAAGAUUCCCAGAGUUAAUAAAUGUUUUAUUAAAUACAGAAAGUGCCAAGGAUACUUUUAAGUCUGAAGAUAUGUUUCCAGAUCCAAGUACAAGAAAACAAAAAUUAGAUGAACUAAAAAAAUGGCUUGGUGAAAUCCGUUCAUUAACUAAAGAUAAACAAACUUGUGGAUCAAUGGAACCAUCUAAAAUAGCUGCUGUGGUAAAAUAUAUGGAUGAAUUUAUGACAGAAAAUUUAAAACACAAAAAAACUGUGACAUUAAGUGUGAAAUCACAAAAUCUUUUUAAACCAAUAACUAAACUAGACAAAUUAAAAGCUGACGAAGGAGCAGACACACGCGUAUUAGACCGUAUAGUAUGUAUUCGAUCUUCAUAUCAAGUCCCUCUUGGUUUCAAAGGCACAGUAAUCGGUAUUUCUAAAUCAAAUAUUGAUACUGAGAUUGUGUAUAGUGUUAUAUUUGAUAAGGAAUUUCCAAAUGCUGUAUCAUUUGGUGGUUCUACUAAUCGUGGCUAUAAAUUGUGUAGAAUGUCGUUCAUAAACUUAUCACACGCUAUACGUAAUGGGUUAUACAAACCUUUAGUUGUAAAAAAAACCAUAAAUCAGACUCAUAAUUCAGAGAAACAGAACACUCAACUGAGUAUAUGGGAACACUUGCAGUCAAAUAAUAAUGGUUCUGAAAUCAAACUUAAAUCUCGGGAAGAAAAAAUCACAUUGGCUCCAAAAGAAUCGUGGCGACGUCAACAAAAAAAAGAAUCUCAAGGUUUAAACAAGAUUAACAAAAUUCUCCAAGCACCUACUGGGACAGUUAAUGAUGGACAUCAUAUUAAUAAUAAUUCCAUCAAAAUACAAUUGAAUGCUGAAGCAUGUGAAUUUAAAACAAUUGCAUUAAAGAAAAUGUUAAAAAUCCAAUCGGAAGAUAAUUUUGUUCCAUCACCAAAUGAAAUUGAACCAGAAUAUUAUUCUAAUAAAUCAGUAAAUUAUAUACCAGAAACAUCUUUUCGUGAUUUAAAAACAAUAGAACCUCAAUGCUCUAAUUAUAAUACUAAUGAACAAAUGAAUGAAAAUGUAAUUCCAAAACUCAACAACCCGAUGGAAAGCAAUGUUCAAGAAAAGCCAAUGGUUAUAGCAUUGGAAAAGUAUUAUAUACAGAAAGGUUAUAAUCUUCCUAAGUAUAGUUUUAUAAAUUCAGUAGAUGAUAAUGGGUUUAAAAUGUAUAAUGCAGAAGUGAUUUUACCAAGUGGUGUUACAAUACGAGGAGAAGCAAAACAUUCAUAUAUUGAGGCAUCUGAAGAAGUUGCUUCUCGUGCAUUGGUUAUUGUUCAACAAAUGGAUGCUAAUAAAAAUAAUGAACACCCUACACAGAAAAAGCCACCCAAGUCAGAUCGAAGAGCUAUGUCUCAACAAGCAUCAUCAAAUGUGUUUAUGAAUUGGAUUACAUCUUUCAAUUCUCAACCUUCUUAUCAGCCACAACUUCAUCAACAGCAGCAGCAGCAGCAACAACAACAGCAGCAGCAACAACAGCUACAGCAACAGCAGCAACAACAACAACAGCAUCAGCAACCCCAACAGCCAUAUCCACAAGUGCCCCAAUAUUUUGAGUAUUCCUCACAACACUACCGACCAUCAUUUCAGCAGUUUCCACCUGGUUUUCCAGUUUCUGCUCAACAGUCAUUUCAAGUACCUUUUCCACAACAAGUCUAUAGACAACAAAGUCAUAUUGGUUAUCCACUUCAACAGCAACAGUUUUUGAACUAUCAACAAGAAUUGCAGUAUUCUAAAGCAGUACCAGUUUUCACAAGUUUAGUAAAUCCAUCACAAUUACCACAACCACCUGUCCAUUGGCAACCCACAAACAGAAAUUUAAUAAAUAAUGAAUAUCCAAUGAAUACUAUUCCCAACGUCUACCAUCAACCUCAACAAAAUAUGAAUUAUCAACAAUAUAUGCCAACAACAACGAAUGAUAUACCAAUGAAUGAACAGUACAUGUCAAGUAACAGAGUAAUGAUUCCAAGUCCUUCGAGUGCAUUUUCACCAGCAGCUAAUGACCAGUCCACAUCCAAUCGUAAAGUAAAAGUAGCUGCAAAUUUUAACUCUUCACAACCAUAAUUGCUCGUUCUUUACUUAUUAUAUUAAUCUUUAUUUUCAUAUUCAUUCAUAAAUUGGAAAAUAAUUUGAAAUUGCAGUUUGUUUGUAGGUAUAACGUACAUUAAUUGGGUAUUUUAAUAUAUUUAUAAAAUUAUAAUUUUAAAAAUUGACCCAGCCUAUUCCUACCCUGAAAUAUUAGGUUGAUACUUAGCGUUUUAAUUUAUGUAUCUGUAUUAAUUUUUUAAUUUAAGAUUGUAAU
Molecule: messenger RNA, 5506 nt
Organism: Rhopalosiphum maidis (corn leaf aphid)
Lineage: Eukaryota; Metazoa; Arthropoda; Insecta; Hemiptera; Aphididae
Gene: pcm
Product: 5'-3' exoribonuclease 1
Exons: 31
Coding region: 271-5268 (1665 amino acids)
Biological process (GO): rRNA catabolic process; nuclear-transcribed mRNA catabolic process
Cellular component (GO): nucleus
Molecular function (GO): 5'-3' RNA exonuclease activity; RNA binding
Source: RefSeq, a predicted model, not a curated record